Molecule: messenger RNA, 7077 nt
Organism: Micropterus salmoides (largemouth bass)
Lineage: Eukaryota; Metazoa; Chordata; Actinopteri; Centrarchiformes; Centrarchidae
Gene: greb1
Product: growth regulating estrogen receptor binding 1
Exons: 34
Coding region: 132-6125 (1997 amino acids)
Biological process (GO): multicellular organism development
Source: RefSeq, a predicted model, not a curated record
CACGAACGACACCCAGUCCCGCCGUAGGUCUCGCGCUGGAGACAUGGUGACAGCGUGUUGUUGGUUCAACUUGCAGGCUCUUCAUGAAGACUAAUUAUUUGGCUUCCCCCUCUGGAUUGUAGAAGACACCAAUGGGGAACUCCUAUGCGGGCCAGCUGCGGACCACACGCUUUGAGGAGGUCCUCCAUAACUCUAUUGAGGCAUCACUGAGGUCGAAUACCGUAGUGCCUCGACCUGUCUUCUCACAACUAUACCUCGAGACAGAGCAGCCUUUGGUACAUGAUGGCCAUACAGAGAAUGAUGACGAGGACGAUGAAGAUGGCUCGGAGUCUAACAGCCCAAUACCCUAUCAGAUGAAGCCCCCCCCUGAGGGAAGCUGCACCACAGAUGGUUUCUGUCAGGCAGGCAGGGACCUGCGUCUGUCCUCGCUGGCAUCAGAUCCCUUGGAUGUGCCCCCUGGUUUCAUGUUGGUCGGGGUGAAGUCACCCUCCCUCGCUGAGACCCUGCUGGUAUGCGCAGUGGACCGCCGCUUCCUGCCGGACGAACGGGGUCACAACGCACUGCUGGGCUUCUCAGGGAACUGUAUGGCCUGUGGCGAGAAAGGCUUUCGCUAUUUCACAGAGUUUUCCAACCACAUUAACCUGAAGCUCAGCACCCAGCCUAAGAAACAGAAGCACUUGAAGUACCAUCUGUACCGAAACAAUCAGGGCGUGCUGGUCAAAGGAGCUCCCAUCUGCUGGAGGGGACACGAUGGCAGGAUGAGACAGAUGGGGUCCAGCCUCUCAGAAGGCCAUGUGACAUCCGAUGAACAGCCAUCAAACAUGGCACUGACUCAACCAUCACACACACCUGGCAGCUACACAGCUGGAUCACAUGUGGACUCAGUUGGCCUGCCACAAAUAACUGACACCCCUCAUUCGUUGACAAAUGGCAACCAUGCUGUUCCCUCCACCGCUCAGCCACCUGUAAAUCAGUCAGGGCCUGGGAGACCCUCAGCUUCAGGGCCCCAUGCAAAUGCUGGACCCCCAAAAAAGAGGCACAAGGGCUGGUCGCCAGAGUCAUCUGCUAACAAUCUGCCAGAGAGCACUGUGAAGACACCGCCGUCUUCAUCAGCCUUAUCAACAUUAUCUGUGUCCUCUGGCAACACAAAUGGAGCCAGAUCAGAGUCUGCAGCCCCGCUGAGUUCAUCGCAGGGGUCCUUAACCCUGCUUUCUGCCCCAGGGCAGUCUGUAACAAUCCCUGAUCAGCUGCUACACACCUGCAGACUGCAACCUGUCAUCUUUAAAGGUCAUGGCCCACUCCCUCAGCUGACUGGCAAUGUCAGUGAAGUGCUUGUCAGUUCUCUACUCCAGAGUUGUUACAUGAGCUCUCAGACACUCCCCAGAGUCUACCAGCACUAUGGACCAUCACCCAUUCAGCCAUUGUCAACUGAGAUGCAGAUUCUACUUACAGUCUACUACCUUGUUCAGCUAGGCCCUGACCAGGUACCACUGAUAGAGGACUUGGAGCAGAUAUUCAUGAGGUCAUGGAGGGAGUCCCACCUCAGCGAGAUCAGACAGUAUCAGCAGCCCCAAACACCUGCCACGCAAGGGAGGCACUAUGGCAUAGAGACGCCAUCCACCUUGCCGGGGCUCCCCCAGCAUUUCUCCUUACCUCCCCAGAGCCAACAACCGCUGAUCCCCAGCCAGCUCCCCUGGCUCGCCCAGCUGGCUGCGUCGUCCUGUGGAGAGGGCGUGGUGGUGUUAGGGGAGCAGAUCGGAUCUUUAGCUCAAGGCAUGCAGCAAACGUUCAGCAGGUUAAUGGAAGGACGGCUUGAAAACACAAACUAUGUGGUCAUUAUUGUCACUGCGCCGGGACAGGAAACACAGUCCUGUGUGGUAGUCACAGGUAAACACCAGUGUCGUGCCUUGGCAGAGAGUAUGUAUUCUCCAAAUGAGGGUCUGAAAGAAAUCAACCACCAGCUCUCCACUGGUGUUGCCCAGGAACUCAUCCACUACUGCAAUUCCCUCGGACAAGAUGGCGAUUUGGAUUCCCUGCUGGAUAGUGCCACUGUGGACAGCAAUGAGCAAUCUCCCUUAUCCAGUAGUCAGGAAUCAGCUGAAGAGAGGAGUCUCAAAACCACACACAGUCCCAAAGACACACACAGUCCAAAGAAUUCACACAGACAGUGUUCAAAAGACUCACCCAGCCCUAAAGGGGGAGCUUCAAGUCCCAAAGACACCUGUUCAGAGUACUCUGUAGAGUGGCGUGAGGUACGUCCCAUCCAGCUGGCAGUGGCCAGAAAGCUGCUGUCCCAUGUUUGUGCCAUAGCAGACUCCAGCACACAGAACCUGGACCUGGGUUCCUUUGACAGGGUCAGCUUCCUUAUCCUGGUCCCACCCUCCGAGGUCACAUUUCAGCAGACCGUUCUCCACCUCUGGAGCUCUGGUGUCCUUCAGGAGCUUGGGGGUUUAGAACAGGAGUGUGUGUCUCAACGGGAUUCUGAGCAUUAUGUGGUCAAGAUGGAUCAGAGCGCUCAGGCACGAAUUGACGGCCUCAUCCAGGAAGCACACAGCAACUCCUACACACUCUACAUCCUUGUCCAUGACCAUGCUCACUGGGACAUCAACAGUGCAUCCUGCAGUAGCUCAGACAGUGGUUUGGGUCUGGUGGACCAGCUGUUAAACUCCCGUCAGGUCAGAGAUGCUCCGAACAUCCUAAUUCUCCACGUCACCUCCUUCCCCUUUGCUCUGCAGACACAGUAUACUCGUAUCAGCCCCUACAACGAGAUCCACUGGCCCUCUGCAUUCAGUAAUGAUGUUGACCUGUAUCACGAGAGGACUCGUUAUUUUGGUGUGUCAGAGCUUUUAGAGUCGACCCGUUCAGGAAGCAGCCUGCCUCUGAUGCGUUAUGAUUCCUCCUUUGAAAGCAUGGCAUCUGCCCUGGAGGAAAGGUUCCCUAAGCUGCACAGUGCCGUGAUCCGGACUACAAUUUUGAUCCAGCACUACUGCGUAGCUCUGAUGGCUGCAUCUGGCAGAAUCUGCAGCUCCCACAAUCUCCACAAACACACCUCUGUGGAGACGCUGGAGAUUGUACAAUCACUGCUCACUGCUGCCCAGCAAUGUCCCGCCCACCAUGGUCACAUGGUCCUGCUGAGGAUCCCCUCUUUGGCUCUGGCAGCAUGGGCCCACCGACGGCUAUCCAGAGUGAGGAGGCAGCUGGGUCUGGAGGAGAGUUUUGAAAUCAUACUGGGGAAUCCAAACCAAGCUCUGAAUAUUGGACAGAGCUUCACUGACCAGAUCAAGACAUGGCUGAAGAUCCAGGAUGCUGACUGGGUUCCUCAGACCUACCUGGAGCUGGAGGCUCUUCCCUGCAUCCUUAUCCUGUCAGGAGCUGAGCCACUGGGAGAAUCAUUGCCCAGGUCAGUGAAGUACUGUGAUCUUAGAGUGAUAAGCUGCUCCUACCUUCAGCGAACCACACUUGAGCAAGAGCUAGGGCUGGCGGCUUAUCUAGUGAGGGCUGAGUCACGACCCCCACACAACCCUGGACCAGGAAGUGACGUGCUGGAGAGUGACGCAGAGAAACUCAGCAGUACUGACAAUGAGGAGGAGGAGGGACAGGAGAACGGGGACUCCCCUCUGUCAUCCAGCCAGCAGCUCCAGUCAUGCCCAGACACUGGCACUUUAGAUCCCUUCCCUGCCCAAAGCACCACCUCUCCAAAUGUUCAGAAAGGGACCAUGGACACCAUACAAUCUCCCUCACAAUCACAGACUCAACUUCCAACACCGUCUCAAUCUUUUCCUCAUCCUCAAUCUGCACUACAGCACCAAACCCAACCAGUCUCUCAGCUGCAGCCACAAUCCCAAAUUCAGAGUCAAAAUCAGCCAUUAUCUCAAACAAGUUCCCAGCCUUACACUCAAAUGCCUCCUCAGCACCAGUCCCUCUCCCAGAUGCAAAUACCCCAGCCUCAACCGCCCCCUGCCCAGUCUCAUCGCCAACACUCCAAAUCCACCUCCUCUGGCUCCUUGUCCCCUCAAGCCUCCUCUCCCCAUCUGAGCUGCUCCUGGGCAAGGGGAGUGAGUCGCCCGCCUUCUGUGCUCCUCCCCCGUGCCCUCUAUGAUGUUAUCACAGCCGGUGACAGCAGCGGGCUUCCACGAUGUACUUCAUUCCUGCCACACAUGUCUGUCGCAUGGGCAAGCAGCUUCAGGCCCUUGCUGAGUAAGAUGAUGACAUGUACAGAGCAGUCAUUGUACUAUCGCCAGUGGACAGUCCCCCGCUCUUACCACAUGGACAGCAGCAAUCGCACUGAAGGACGAAGUGACAACUUUCACCCUCGCAGGCUGCUGCUCAGUGGACCCCCACAGGUGGGUAAGACAGGAGCGUACUUACACUUCCUGGGUAUUCUGUCUCGGAUGCUGAUCAGGCUGAUGGAGGUGGAUAUCUACGAUGAAGAAGACAUCAACUACAGUGCCCAGGCAGAAGGGCUGCAGUACCACCCACCCAAUGCUCCCUGGCCCAACCCAGACAUUAUAAGGACAAUGCCCUUUGACUACGCCCUCCAUGACCCCAAAUAUGACGACAUCAGCUCUGUCUAUAGCCCUGGAGAUAUACCAAGCACUGAAGGAAACCCUAUGCGCCAGGAGGAUGUGUACCUACGUAGGCGGACAUCUAGGAUCAAGCUGUCUAAAUAUGCAGCCUACAACACCUACCAUCACUGUGAACAGUGUCAUCAGUAUCUGGGCUUCAACCCAAGAUACCAGGUGUAUGAGUCAACACUGCAUGCCUUCACAUUCACUCAUCUACUGCUUGGGGAAGAUAUCCAGCUCUACUUCAUCAUCCCAAAGUCUAAAGAACACUACUUCAGCUUCAGCCAACCAGGAGGCCAGCUGGAGAGCAUGCGGCUGCCUCUCACCUCAGAUUGGAGCCCAGACUGCAUCAAGAGUCCAAUCUUCACCCCAACCACUGGCCGUCAUGAGCAUGGUCUGUUUAACCUGUAUCAUGCUAUGGAUGGAGCCUCACACCUACAUAUUCUGGUGGUCAAGGAGUACGAGAUGGCUGUAUAUAAGAAGUACUGGCCCAACCACAUAAUGCUGGUACUGCCCACUGUCUUCAAUGGAGCUGGAAUAGGUGCUGCUCACUUCCUGAUUAAAGAGCUUUCAUAUCACAACUUGGAGCUGGAGCGCAGUCGGCGUUUGGAGGGAGGGGGCCCUGCAGAUGACGUCUGGCCCUUCAUCAUCCUGUCUGACGACUCGUGUGUUAUGUGGAAUGCAGUGGACCUCGACGCACACAAUGGUCCAGUGGAGCAUGCCGUGUCACUUAAGCAGGUCUUACAGCACAUGGAGGCCUGUCCAGACCUGGCCCACUAUGGACUGUGUGGCAUCAGGAAGUGGAGCAGUCGUGGACUCACAGGUAAUAAACAGAGGGAGCCCUUCUUCAGAGGCCACCUUCAUGACUUCCUCCUCCUCAAUGUCGACCGGAGUCAGAACGUCCAGUACGACCAGAACCGCUUCACCUGUCAUGAUGUUGAUUUCACCCUGAGGCUACACAGUGCUGGACUGCUCAUCUGCCGUUUUAACAGUUUCAGCGUCAUGAAGAAGCAGAUCGCCAUAGGAGGAUACAGGACAUUUAUUAUCAAGACCAAGAUGACAGAUGUCCCUACCUCAGUGGGGCCCUCGCAGUACAUCUGUGCCCCAGACAGCAAGCACCUUUUCUUGGCUACACCAGCUCAGCUCCUCCUGGAAAAAUACCUCCAGCACACCAGCCAGAAGCUGUUUCCACUCAGCACCAAGAACUACACACACCCUGUGCUGUCUGUGGACUGUUAUCUCAAUCUGGGACCUGAGGUGACGGUGUGUUUUGUGAGUUCCAGACCUCACUCUGUCAACAUAGGCACCACGGGGCUGCUGUUCAGUGGCCUUCUCCUCUGUUUCGCCGACUCCUUCGUGACUCCUGGGUUCCUCAAGAAGUUCACCUUCCUCAAAGGUGCGACUCUGUGUGUCAUCAGUGCAGAUCGUAGCUCCUUGAGGCAGACGGUGGGCAGGUUGGAGCUCGAAGAAGAGUGGAGGUUCAGACUUAGCGACGAAUUCCAGACUGCCAACGCCAAGGAAGACCGGCCGCUCUUCUUUCUGACUGGAAAACAUAUAUGACUGGAACACAGAGAGUCAAAGUCAAGAUGGAAAUCACUUUAAUUGCCAGUAAGAAUAAAUGUGUGUUUUUAUAGCAUGCCAGUACACACUAACAUCAGCUUCUGAAUUGACAAUGCAAGAUAUGCAAAAGACAGUAGACAAUGCAUAUUACCCAGACCUGUGAGACCCUCUGGAAACAUCGAUGGAACAUGAAACAAUGAUCAUUACCACACAUCACUGCGGACACACAAAAAGGACCUUUGGAGGUGAGGUCCAAUUCUAGGCUGCCAACAUCAUGACAGACACAUUCAUCUUGUAAAGGAUGUAAUCUUUGAGAGAGAAAAUCAUUUUGCUAAAUAUAUUUUUUAGGUGGCUUUUAUUGAUUGGUGGUAAUCCUGUGAGUUAGCAAAAGAUUGUUCUGGGGGCUUUUCUGGUAAAGAAGUUGUGUUGUUUACAGUUACUGUGGUUUAUGUGCCAGUCCUACACUCACUGUAAUUUAUUUAGUUAUCUACUACAAAGUUUUUUUCCUAAAAUAAAAAUACCCAUUGCAGAGUUUUGUGGUGAUAAAAGAUUAAAUGAUUCAUCUUGUAAAAACACCUCUUGAUAGAUCCAUACAGUAUAUUUGAAGGAGGUAGGCGCACAUAAUAUAAGAAGCUUUAAAAGAGGGUAGACACAAUCAUCUGUGUGCAAUGGUAGCCGAAUUUGGUGUUUUUACAUAUGAUAUAUUUUGUCAGAUUUGCUGUGUAUGGAAAAAAUAAAUAAAUAAAGAUAAAAAAAAGUCCUUAUUAUCUCUGUGUACAAGAAAAGUGUUCUGUUUGGAUGUAGAACGUUUGUUAUGCUUAAUGCUCCGUAGAUGUUGAUUUAAUUUGUAACUGCUGAAGAAACACAUAUCCACUGUGUGUUGGUAGCGUUUCAUGAUGUACACUUUUUUGUAUGUCUUUAAUUGUAUAAAUGUACAGACAUUUUAAAUAGC